Fopius arisanus is the source of this 3112-nucleotide messenger RNA. RefSeq names its product Rho GTPase activating protein at 68F (gene RhoGAP68F). Gene Ontology annotation, molecular function: GTPase activator activity. Gene Ontology annotation, biological process: negative regulation of endocytic recycling; small GTPase-mediated signal transduction. Lineage: Eukaryota; Metazoa; Arthropoda; Insecta; Hymenoptera; Braconidae. The record is from RefSeq and is a predicted model, not a curated record. The transcript has 8 exons. Bases 413 to 1882 code for a protein of 489 amino acids. Gene Ontology annotation, cellular component: cytoplasm.
UUUUGGAGCAGUUCUGGCGAGGAAUUCGUUUUAUUUCAACAUAAAAACUCAUUUUUCUUGCUCCUGUCUGUUUUAGAAUAUCUGUUCUAAAACCAAUUCAAAUGAGACAUUAAUAAAGCAAGCGCUCCACCUGGUGGGAGUGAAAAAAUAGUUUUUAUGUUAACAAAACGCGCAGAAUUCCUUCCCUGACGCAGUCCACAUAUGACUCUGUUUUGUGUUUUCACAGUGAUAUAUCGUAGAAAGAGGUUUUCCAUCGUCCACUAACUUUCCACCGCAACACAAAUCAUGUUGUUACGUUGGCGAUAGGAGGGCCCGUGGACAUGUAAACGGGGCGGUGGUUUUUUAUUCGGCAAUUGAAAUAAUUGCAUUAAUCAAAUUCAUCCAUCAUAGUCGUCAACGGUGUGAUAAAAAUAUGGAAGCUGAUUAUCAGCCGUCACCGAGUCCAGCGAGGGCUUUGACAGGUAUAUCGAAUGACGUUGAAGAUCCAUAUCCGAGCCUCUCUGAUUAUCACGACUACGAGCCAAAUUUAGAGUUUGACGACACCGAACUUCAAGCACCUCCAAAUAAUGCAACACAACUAUUGGAGGAGAAGUUGGAGUUGAGUAUAGCUGGGACAGGGACAGUGGUUGAUUACUUGGAAAGUCCAGUGAGUGAUGGAACGAUAGAGGAAAACUUUGAGGAAGCACUGGUGGACGCCCCCGUAAUCGAGAAUGCUGAAGAUCUGGCUGCCUUAGAUGAGGAGCUGGCUGACGAGGAGGAUUACCACGAUAUUGCGAGGCUUGGUAUUGUGGAAGUGGUGGGUGAUGACAGUGCUGGACGCAAGGUCAUCGUUGUAUCCGCCUGCAAACUCCCAGCUGUUGGCAAGGAGGUCUUCAAUCACGCCAAGCUUCUUCGAUAUCUCACACAUACACUGGACACAUUUGUCGAGCAGGACUACAGUUUAGUUUAUUUUCAUCAUGGCCUUACCUCGAAGAACAAGCCACCGUUAUCGUGGCUAUGGCAGGCGUACAAGGCGUUCGAUAGGAAAUAUAAGAAAAAUCUGAAGGCACUUUAUUUAGUUCACCCCACUAACUUCAUCAGGAUUGUCUGGCAGAUAUUUAAACCGGCUAUUAGUGCUAAGUUUGGACGAAAAAUGAUGUACGUCAAUUAUCUCGAUGAAUUGGCAACGCAUAUAAAUUUGGAUCAACUUAUCAUUCCACAACAAGUGCUGGAGCACGAUGAGCAGCUCAUGCUGAAGACGAGGAAAAAUCUGCCAACGAGUCCGCCAUCUAGCUCCCUGGCAACGCCAAUUGCAACGACGCAAUUUGGUGCCAGUUUACAGUUUAUCAAAGAGAAUAAUGCUGGCGAUCCCAUUCCACCGAUUGUCAGACAAUGCGUGGAGUUUCUCGAUACACCUGAUGCAUUGGAGACUGAGGGCAUUUUUCGUCGAUCUGCAAAUGUUGCUGUUGUCAAGGAAUUACAGAAUCAGUGCAAUCACGGAUUGCCUGUUGAUUUUCGAGGCGAUCCACACAUUGCUGCUGUACUUUUGAAGACUUUUCUGAGGGAACUCGAUGAACCCCUGAUGACUUAUGAACUUUAUGAUGAAAUCACGCAGUUUCAAUCUUUAUCAAAAGAUGAACGUCCACGUAAAGUGAAAAUUCUCGUUCUCGAAAAAUUACCGGAAGAUAAUUAUCAAUUACUGAAGUACAUAGUGCAGUUCUUAUCUAGGGUAAUGGACAGAUCUGAUUUAAAUAAGAUGACAUCCAGCAAUCUAGCCGUUGUAUUUGGUCCAAACUUGGUGAGAGCCCCCUCCUCGGUGGGAAUGUCCUUGUCAGCGAUAGGACCGAUAAAUCAAUUCAUUGAUUUCCUGUUCGCGUAUCAAGAUAAGAUAUUCAUCAUAUAAACAAAAAUUCCUCCAGAAUUGCGUUUAUUUCAUGGCCUAAUCAGUCCAUUCGAGUAAUUAAACCUGAAGUCAACAUUUGAUGACUAGAAACUCCCCCGAAACAAUUUGUCGAAAGAAAAACAAAUAUGUUGACAUUGGCAUCGGAAGUUGUGAUGAUUAUUCUCGAGUAUAAUUUCCUUCAUUUUUGUAACUCUACGUAAUACUCUCCGAUGAUGUCAUACUAAUACAGAAACCUAGUCACAACAGAAAGCACAAUGGAUGUACUAUUGGGACGAAUUUAAAAUGCGAAAACAAAAUGAAAGGUUUAUAUCUCUUUUUUUUUUAAAAAAAAGGUGUCAAAAUAUUUAUACUGAAUUUUUUUGAUUGUAUACCAAAGAUGAAAAGAAACGUCAUACUUUUAAUUGUAGGAAAAGAGGAAUAAAUAGUUUAAUUUGAAGACAAAAAAGAGAAACAAUUGAGAAAAAAAAACACGCGAAGGAAGGAAAUGAAAGAGAAAAAUGUAAUAAUCGAUAAUUUUAUUAACGAGAUGCCUUAGAGAAUCGCACUAAUUCUAGUAAUCGAGUGAGUAAAUAAUUUUUUUUUUGUAAUAAAAACCAUUCUUCAAGUCCUGUAACGACUCAAAAUAAUGAAAAACAGUUGAAUUGAAAAAUAAUGGGAAAAAAAACAGUUUAGCUAAACAUUCCAUGACUUUUUCACCUACGAGAGGUCUCAAACUCAUUGCAACUAAUACCGGCCAUUGAAAAUAAAAUAUAAUGUGUAUAGAAUGGAUUUUUAAACUACCGGUCAUAUCCUUUUAAUUGAUACAAACCUUUGUAAAUAUAAUUAAUUCACUUGAAUGUAUAGAGAAAUGAUAAAAAUUAGAUUUUAGGUAAGAGAAAAGAUGGUAAAUUGGAUUGGUAAACUUAUUUAUGCAAGAGAGAUGAAAUGAGCAAUUCCGACUGGUCGUUAUGAUGUGUUCAAGACUAUUACACAUGCAAAACAAUUACACUAAUUCUUUGUGUUAAUCUUUUCUUAAAGCAAGGAGUCACGUGUUUCUCCGAUGUUCUUUUCAAUAAUUUAUGUCUCUAAUCCAAAAUUUAACCCAGUAAUGGAACGAGAGAAACGUGUAUAUUUAAAAAUAGUUGGAUAUGUUUAACAUAAUCCAUUAUAAUAUAUUAAACAUGAAUCAUUGAAUGGGAGUGUCAUCGAUGCCACCAAUCAUUGAAAUAAAACCUAGACUUCACAAUUGAA